AUGCAGGAGGUCGGAGUGGAGGAGGCGGCCCGGGAGCUGCAGUGCUCUCGCGGCACCACCCACGGGUGGUGGCAACAGGCUGACAAGCUGCUCAGCUUCACAGGCCACGCCACCUCCAAGACGAUGAAGGGACAGGGACGUAAGGAAUUAUUUCCUGACGUCGCUGCCAUCGUCACCUUCAUGAAGGACGGGCGUCGUGCUUAG
Molecule: messenger RNA, 204 nt
Organism: Phytophthora nicotianae INRA-310
Lineage: Eukaryota; Oomycota; Peronosporomycetes; Peronosporales; Peronosporaceae
Exons: 1
Coding region: 1-204 (67 amino acids)
Source: RefSeq, a predicted model, not a curated record